Acanthaster planci (crown-of-thorns starfish) is the source of this 6030-nucleotide messenger RNA. Its product is annotated as somatostatin receptor type 2-like. Gene Ontology annotation, biological process: neuropeptide signaling pathway. The record is from RefSeq and is a predicted model, not a curated record. Lineage: Eukaryota; Metazoa; Echinodermata; Asteroidea; Valvatida; Acanthasteridae. Gene Ontology annotation, molecular function: neuropeptide binding; G protein-coupled opioid receptor activity. Gene Ontology annotation, cellular component: plasma membrane; neuron projection.
CAGUGCUGGCACGUUGACAGCACACACUCCAUACUUCUCUCACUUGAUUAAAUCUGCAGUCAACGACAAGAUUGCAAAUCGAAAUUGAUUUAUUUGGUCUUAUGAUUCCAAGAUUUUGAGACGCAUGCGGAGACAUUCUUGUUCAUAGAACCAUGGCAGGAUGGACGGUGGUACAAAAUGAGCAGUGAGCCUGUUAUGCACGAAAUAGCUGUGUGUGCAUUGCACGAUCGAAGCCACUUUCACUCGCAGUAAAUUUUGCCAUUUUAAGGAGACAGCAACAUUUUAAUAUCACACGAUCUAUCUGUUUGGUGUUCAUCGAACUGCAAUAAUAAGCAUCAGAGAUCAACCGAACAGAUCAAUAGGAGAAGAUUCAGACUCAGUUUGCCGCACGUGAAUAUUUAGACAGCUCUAUUAAACAUUCUGGGAAGGGCGCUGAUCUUACAGUUGCAUCGGUAGUGUAAAGGCGUCAAACGUAACGGACAGUUUGGAUCUCCUAAAUUCAGCUGUGAUAUCUGGGCGACAGAAUGGAUGACACCACCCCAUGGCCUAACUUCUCCUUCAACUGUACGCAAGGAAACUUGACAGUAGGUAACUGUACAGAUGACGAAGACGGAGCAGGACAGCCAUACUGGGGUGGAAUUGUCUCUGGAGUAUUUUUACUAAUUGUUUGUGUCAUGGGUCUCAUUGGUAACACCACGGUAAUCUUCGUGGUGCUUCGCUACGCCAAGAUGAAAACUGUAACAAAUUCUUACAUCUUAAACCUUGCCAUCGCGGAUGAUUUGUUCAUGAUAGCAUUGGUAUUUCUAUCAGUUGCCACUAUAGCCGGUAAUUAUUGGAUGUUUGGUCCGGUUAUGUGCCAUGUGGUGUACGCCAUUGAUGGUCUAAAUAUGUUUACCAGCGUUUUUUGCUUAACGGCAAUGAGUAUGGAUCGUUAUGUUGCUGUAUGCCACGCUCGUAGAGUUCGUGGUUACCGCACUUUACGACUUGCCAUCUGCGUUAAUAUCGGUGUGUGGGUAUUAGCGCUCGCCGCUGCUAGUCCCAUGAACAUCGUGACGCGUUACGACGCCGACGGUUUACUGUGUCAUUUCAACUUUAACGCUGUCUUCGGUGACGAUGAUUACGCAGUCGACGUAACCCAGAAACUCUUCAUGAUCUACACGUCUUUAAUGGGUUUUGUCAUUCCUCUCAUCAUUAUUUCUGUAUGCUAUUCCAGUAUCGUCGUGCGACUUAAAAAGAUUGGAGCAAGAACUGGCAAGAUGAAGAAAUCACGCAAGGUCAACCGUUUAGUGUUUUUUGUCGUGCUGGCUUUCUUCAUGUGCUGGUGGCCGUUCUAUGUGUGGCGUACCGUCGUUGUCUUUGUACCAAUCAGGCAACAUUGGUCGGUUCUGGUGUCUGACUUCACCAUGUGUUUAAGUUAUCUAAACAGCUGCGCUAAUCCACUGUUGUACGGUUUUCUGAGUGGAAAUUUUAAGAAGAGUUUCAAGAAAGUGUGGAGUUGUUCAGCAGAAGAGGUUAUGAAUGGACCACGACGGACACCACCUCCAGCCCAGCCUAUGUAGGCAUAUACAUGUGACAUGGCUGACACCACGUUAUUGUUCGCAACGCUACACCGCAAAAACUCUGACGUAAAAUCGACAUUCUUGUUUCUCAGUGUGCACUGCAGGAGAUAUAGUAGCAAGGGAGUUAAAUUUACACCACUUUUUAAAAAAAAAGUGGUGCGGUCAUGUAAUUGUUGUCAACAUGCACUGAUAUCACCAAAAUGGCAAAGCAAAAAAUUACGGAUUUCAAACAAGAAAUGCGUCGGGUCAGGAUCUGUAUUAUUUUUAUCGUUAAACUGAAAACAUCCAUUUGUUAAAUGCUAUACGAUUGGUGGCUGUACGCUUAUUUUGCAAUGUACUUUGGCUCGAAAAUGACCAAAACACAGGAGGUCCUAUGGCCUAAUGACCAAAACACAGGAGGUCCUAUGGCCUAGUGUAUACGCAAACGACUAUACCAGUCACACUUUAUUCUUUAGUUUGGAUUCAAAGUUGGAGCAAGAUCCUGUCCUUCAAAAGUCGGUUUUUAGCUACUAGUACAACAUCAGAAAUAUACCAGUGGGGUCUGUGCACUGACAUCAUGGGUAAAAUAGCUUUGUUUUAUUUUGAAAUCGAAGUUUCUACUCACUGUCUGUUUUUCAAUCACAAACGUAUUCGUCCAGUAAAUAAUGUGGUCCAAGUUGUCUCGUAUGGUGACUCCUUAUUUGGAUAUUGCACUGGUAUUGAAUGGAUAUAUUUAUUGCAUUUGCAGCUUGAAAAGAACCAAUGUCUAAUCCAAACGUUUGCCUAAAUCUAUUCUGUUUGUUAUCGUAGGCUAUCCCUUUAAACCCUCACGUAAAUUACGGUACGCGUAACCUUUAACCCCUCUGUGGAAUCUGUAAUUAGAACUUAUAUGCUACCCACCCUCAAAUAACCAUCAGACAAAUCAAGGCUCUUAAUAUACGAUAUUUCAGUGUUUAAAAUUAGUUUCCAUAUAAGAACACGACAAAGUGCCUACGUGGUUGUAAGGAAAGUAUAUAUCGUAAUAUUGUUGCCAUUCUUUAAAAACAGGGGCGGAUCCAGACAUUUUUCAGGGGGCAGGCUCGUCCGAUUUUUUUAAUGUCGGAUCGUUGCAGACAGGUGUACACAAAGGAAAUACAUUGCAUUGUUACUGAUGCACUUACCCUUGUCAUCUUUUUUCAUUACUACUAUUUUGUUGGUGUCAGAGCAGGCGGUUCUGACCCCCAAAGCCCCCCCAUCCGCGUCUGACAAAUCUUCGUUAGAUAAUAUGCAAAGCAUGGUGAUGCAAAUGCAAACUGCUUUUAUGUUUCAUCACAUAGGAAUUUAUUUUCUGAGCACAACAGGCUAGCGAAUGCGGUGUAGUGUCCCCUAGUUCUGUACAAAUAAAAAAAGAAGAAGAUAAUCUGACACCGGCUUCUUCACGCACAACGUAAAUACACAUUUAUGAAUCGUACAAGUUUAGGAUAGCCGUAAUUAAUAUUGCUCAUUGAAUUCUACGGAUUACCAAAUUCAAAACACGUUUUCCUGUGACAGGCCUUUUCUGAAAGGGAAACCCCAUCGCUGUGGCUUGAACUUGGUGGUUCCUUGUCGGUUAGAAUUAUAACUUGACGGGCAAUACGUUAAUAGAAUAUAUCACAUGCGCAGAAACGAUUGGUAUCCGAUGAGUGUUCUUGUUUGUCACUGACUCUAAGCACGGACAAUACGUACAAUAGUUUACCUUUCCAACCACGUUUUGCUUUACAGUGUUCAAUGUUACUGAAAAGGAGACGUUCAGACGCUUGUGAGGAAGACAUGCCGACGGACAUAAAUUCCAAGCACCUGAUUACUGCUGAAAGUAAUUUAACCCCGUCAAGCGUCGAGCCAACGCAGAUGCGUUGGAUCGAGAUUUCUCAGUUAAAAUGAAUUUAGCCUACAUAUUCCCGAAUCGGUCAUUCAGCAGUGAUCGUGACAGCUGCCAAGAAAUUGCAAAAUAGCCUCGCUUCGUUCCCAUAACCUGCCCCAAGGAUAACAUCUCAUCAAGGUCUUUAUAAGUAACCCUCAGAGAGAACCCCUUGACAAGUCGGAAUGACGCGUCGUCAGAAUGAAUGCAUAAGGUCAGCAUCGAUCCCAUAACACUUCAGACACAAGGGUACGGUACGAGACAUAUUUGGGUUGUGAGUCUCCUGGGAAUGUGGAAAGGAUAAUGUUGUUCACACCUUCAGGUUUAUGCUGCGAGAUUUCCGAAAUACUGACCGGUUUAUACAAUUGGGGACCUGCAUUACGUGACCCGCAAUGGCUUCCGCCUGCAUUGCCAAUCAUUCAUGUAGGGAAUGAUAUAACUGUACUCCUUGCGCAAUAUUUGCUGAUGUAGCUCUUGAUACUAACCAAUCAUUUAUAAACGAGGAGAACAUUGGACAGCCGGCAGUGAAGUUUAGUGCGUGGAAUUCAUACGCUGGCUAACAUAGACGGUGUGACAGCUCAACAAACAAACGGACAUUCGACUUGAUGAUUGACCAACAAUGGACAAACAAACGUACCAAGACGGACCGUACACUGGACAUUCCAACUUUAUCACAAGCACCAAUAUAAAGUGCAGAUUUUGAAAAAGGAAAUUGUUUACGUGUAUGUUAUGAUUUUAACAUAGGUUUGAUUAAAAUAAUGUAUUCCCAGUUUUAUGCGUGCCUUUUCUGGACUAAUUUUACCGACACAAAAUUUGUAGGCCCUGCAUGAAUGUAACGUUGGAAUACUGUGUAUAAUUAAUGGCCAAGCGUUUCUCACUAAUCAAGCAAAUUGAGUCACCACGAAGCAAAAACUGUUUGUGAUUGGUCAUAUUGAUUGAGAAUGCCAAAGGUCAAAUGGGAUGCAUUGCUUGAGUUGUUCGCUAAUGUUUGACGAAUGAUUGUGAAGAGACUUGUUUCUGCUGAGAUGAAUUGUAAUGAAUUGUGAUAAAGUUCUUAGUUGAUUAAAUCAAUGAUAAAUUUACUCACAAUGUCUGCACUAACAGCACAGUUUAUACUCGGGGCAUCUAAAUCAACUAGUCAAGCAAGGGGAGUUUACAUGUACUUUGUAUAACCCAAUACGUGUUUUGCUCCAUGCGAAGACACAAUUUCUUGCGAAAAAUAUUGUGGAGAAAGUUUAUACUGUAAAACGGUAACCUAUGGAUUACUGGAUCAGAUUUAUGUAUCACUGCGUAAUUUAUUGCCUUGAUAUUGUAGAGCGUGCCAUUUUGGACGAUUCGUGUUUAAUGGUCAGCUUUUUUAAAUUCUUGACGACAAACAUUAAAUCAAACUAGUGGCGUAUCCAGCUGGGGGGAAGGGGGCAACUUGCCCCCCAUGGACUAUUUUUUACAAAGAAUACUUCAUAGGUGAGUAGGAAAGAAAGUAAUGGGUGAAUUUAUUUACUAAAUAUUAGUCCAAACCCUAAGAAUACAACAACAGCAAAUAAAAGCAAGGACAUCGGGACCGUGAGUAAGGCUUCUGAUUUUUUUUCUCCCCAACAUCAUGUUGAGUAAGCCCGAGGCCACAUUCGCUUUUGAAUCCCCCCACACCAAAGCUGGAUACGCCACUGAAUCAAACAUUGCAUAUAACAGAUGAUUGUUGUAAUAUUUAAUAGUGGACUCUAGACGAAUGGGAAAUGAUGUUUGCCUACGUGGUUCAUGACCAAAGAAAUUUGAUGGUUGUUAUUCAAUUUAUUAAAUAUAUGUUUGGGCAGUUCACUUACAGAAUUUGUUCUAUUCAAAUUAGUCAAGUUUGAUUUAUCUUUACAAUCUACAUUUUCCAUGUUAUAAUUAAACAGCGUUUGCAAUCCACUACCUUCCACGUAUUAUCAGAGCUGUGUUUGUCAGCACUAUCAGCGCUCAUUUGUGCUGACAAGUCAUUUUUUUUAGUGACCUGUGGUAAUACAUUCAAUAUAACAUAAUAAACUCCAAAACACCGUACGAAUCCUAACGACCUCGCAGACGACACUCGCUAACUUGCUAAACAGAAAGCGUGCAAUGUCUGCCGAACAAACUGCUGCGUAUUAUGUACCAUCGUGCAGAUGUGAUUGUUUGAGUUACGGAAUUUAUUUUGAAUGGACAGUUAUAAACUUAUUGACACAUUUAGUGAUGGUAAUCAACAGUAACGUGUGUUUCUGCAGGUAACAAGCUUGACAUAUUUCCGAAAUGGUUUCUUUCAGCUGAAAAGAAAAUAGUCGUUUAUUUACGCUUUUGUUGAUGGGUCAUGUUUUAGACAAGUUUCCUCAUUGUUUCAACUUUUUAACUUAGUCAGUCUUAUUUUGUUGCGUUUUUAUGCAAAGUGGAAGCAGGUUUAUUUUAUUGCACGCUGCAAAAAAAUUGAUGGUCAGUCACCUGUCAACGCACCAGCCAAUUUCAUCACUUACGAGAAAUUGGCUUUCCUUGAAAGGAUAUAGUCUUUACAGAAGAAGUAGUAAUUUGGAAUUCGCACCUAGAACGGAAACAAUAAACUACUUGUAAAAAACAACGCCAGUAAAUGCAUUAACUUAUAUUGUUGAUGGA